Chroicocephalus ridibundus (black-headed gull) is the source of this 5966-nucleotide messenger RNA. It is a transcript of the gene NTSR1, whose product is annotated as neurotensin receptor 1. The record is from RefSeq and is a predicted model, not a curated record. Lineage: Eukaryota; Metazoa; Chordata; Aves; Charadriiformes; Laridae. Gene Ontology annotation, cellular component: plasma membrane. The transcript is spliced from 4 exons. Bases 311 to 1504 code for a protein of 397 amino acids. Gene Ontology annotation, molecular function: G protein-coupled neurotensin receptor activity. Gene Ontology annotation, biological process: neuropeptide signaling pathway.
GCGUGUGUGCAGGUCUGUGUGUGUGUGCGGGGGGCUGUGUCUGUGUGCGGAGGGGGGGUGCAGGGAGCCUCCUGCCCCGCCAGGGCACAUCUGGGCGCCGGGGAGCUGCAGGGAGGAGAGAGCCGGCGCUGCGGGCUGACAGCCCCGGCUGCUCGUGUGUGUGUGUGUGUGUGUGUGUGCGUGUGUGUGUGUGUCUCGCACACGCUCGGCAGCGGCAGGCGCCUCCUCCCCGCCGCAUUAAAACCAGCCAAGUUUCGCGGCCGGCGGCAGCGGCACGUCGGGGCGCGGCGGGGGGUGCUGCGGCCCCGGGAUGCACCCCAACGCCACGGCCCCGGCCCUGCCGGGCGGCCCCCUCCACCCCAACGCCUCCAACCGCUCCGACCUGCUCCCCAAAGGGCCCGACGAGGAGGACCUGGACGUCAACACCGACAUCUACUCCAAAGUGAUGGUGACCGUCAUCUACCUGGCUCUUUUCUUGGUGGGCACCGUGGGUAACUCCAUCACGGCGUACACGCUGGUGCGCAAGAAGUCGCUGCAGAACCUGCAGAGCACCGUGCACUACCACCUGGCCAGCCUCGCCUUCUCCGACCUCCUCAUCUUCCUCCUCUGCAUGCCCAUCGAGCUCUACAACUUCAUCUGGGUCCAUCACCCCUGGGCUUUCGGGGGGGCCGUCUGCAAGGGCUACUACUUCCUCCGGGACGCCUGCACCUACGCCACGGCUCUCAACAUCGCCAGCCUCAGCGUGGAGCGCUACAUGGCCAUCUGCCACCCCUUCAAAGCCAAGAGCAUCAUGUCCCGCAGCCGUACCAAGAAGUUCAUCAGCUGCAUCUGGAUCGCCUCCUUCCUCCUCGCCAUCCCCAUGAUCUUCACCAUGGGGGAGAUCUACGUCAAGGACCAGGAUCCCGACUCCCUCAUCUGCACCACCAUCGUGGACGCCUCCACCCUGAAGACGGUCAUCCAGGUCAACACUUUCGUCUCCUUCGUGUUCCCCAUGGUCGUCAUUUCUGUGCUCAACACCAUCAUCGCCAACCAGCUCAUGGUCAUGUUCAAACAGGCGGCCCAGGAGAACCAGGUCUGCACCAUCGGCGGGCAGCAGACGAUGCUCAGCAUGUCCAUGGAGCCCAGCCGCGUCCAAGCCUUGAAGCAUGGCGUGAGGGUCCUACGUGCUGUGGUGAUUGCCUUCGUGGUCUGCUGGCUCCCUUAUCACAUUCGGCGUCUCAUGUUCUGCUACGUCCCCUCCAGUCACUGGACAGAUUUCCUUUUCAACUUCUACCACUACUUCUACAUGCUGACAAACGUCCUCUUCUACGUCAGUUCGGCAAUCAACCCCAUCCUCUACAACCUGGUGUCUGCAAACUUCCGACAGAUCUUCCUCUCCACACUCACACUCCUGUGCCUGCCAUGGAGGAAGAAGAAGAAGCGACUGGCCUUCACCAGGAAAUCCAACAGCAUCUCCAGCAACCACACAUUUUCCAGCCAGGUCACAAGGGAAACUACAUACUGAAGCCAAAGGAGGAAGGGAAGCGCGUUUCAUGGUGGAGUCAAAACUUGAGAGAGGCCUCUGUGACUUUCGUGCAUGGUCUCCAAACUCACGUAACACAAGUGUGUUUAGCAAAGUCAUUUUUGUUGGAAAAAUAGGCUUUGUGUUGCCAGUAACUUUGAGGUUAUUUUAAAGCAUUGGCCUUGCCUCUUGUGAGUAAUGUCUACACGUUUUGUAACUUCAGUCUGGCAUAAAUCCAGCUGCGGUGUUAACUGGGAAGCCAAAAUAUGUUAAACUUAGGCAAAACCAUACUGCAUUUCAUCCUUUUCUCAGUGCAGAGAUGCCAUGUUCCCAUCCAGGGGUUCGAGAUCACGUCUCUUGGUGGCACCGAGCAGAGAGUCUGAUGGGGAGAAAGCAGUUUUGAACAGAAAGGGCUGUUUUCUGUUUUUGGAGAAUGGACAUGCUCAUCUAUGGGAUGUUCAAUGAGUGAAAACUCAGGGAGCCAGAUGGUUGUUUUAGAAAUAUGUCUAAAUCAUGAUUAAUGUGACCUAGGUGCUCAAGAGAGCCACUCUGGCUCCUUGAAAUUAAAUAACAACAGAUGAUGCCUUACCUAGAUAGGGGUGGCUGUGGCCUGGGAAAUGGGAGUCAUCUUUUACCUUAGGGCAUGUCUAGUGCCUGGCACAGCGAAGCCCCUCUCUCGCUGGUAUUGGUACUGCAACACCAAUACAUUAUAAAGUCUCUAGCAAAGAAUGCAGAAACUGUGCCCAGCUGGAGCGCUGAAAAUGAACAGAAACGGAAAAUCUUACUGUUGCCGUACAGCCAAAUGCUAUUUUUUACCAGGGAGAACAGUUAGCUGCCCUGCAUUGAGGUGAGAAAACUCCAGGCUGAUGAGGGCUCCGGGCUGCUGAGAUAAGAGCAACCUGCCCCAAUUCUGUGGGACCUUCAGAUUUUUCCCAUUCUUAUUCCCGUUUUACUUGUUUCCUCACCAUUUUCACAAGGCUGAUGUCUCAGAGGUUAUAUAAGUUGCAGGCAGCAGGGCCUCUUGUUUUACCUUUUGUUUUAUUUCUUUUUGCUACCAGACCUGUUGUCACACUGAGCUGCACACACAAAUCUUCAGAUAGUGUGGAUGAAGAACACAAGAAGGUUUAAACUGGGGAGCCUUAGCUCUUAAACACCUCUUUUAAGGAGGCAGAGGAACAGAAACAAGACCUGAAAAUUCUCUUUGAAAUUUCUCAGCUGGCCAGGACAGGUAGCGUGAACUUUUCUCCCAUAUAGUUCCACCUCUUACAGCCCGCUAUACGAUGCAGCAAAUUGCUCUAGAGCCUUUAGCGCCAGAAAUCACAGGCUUCUGGGACAAGCUAAAGGGCUUUCCCUGCUGUCACAUCACCAGGUGGUGACCUGCAUGGAGCUGGAACCAACCAAUCAUCCUGUGCAACCUCUGCUGUGGUUUUGCUGGUGGUGACCUUGCGUCCCCUUUCCCACCACGCUUGACUGGGAGAGCAGGGCUUGCCUCUUUAUGAUGACAAACUAGAAGAGUCACUUGGCUCAAUUCAGCUUUCUGGGCUUUGCCUGUACCCUCUCACUCUUCAGCUGAUGAGCACACUUGGUACGUAACAGAAGUCUUGAUGCUGGAGAUGUGGAUCUGGCCCCAGUCAACCCUCACACAAUGAUGGAGACCCGUUACUGACCCACUGGGUACCGCUGACUUCUGCUAGAGGUGUGGUAUCCCAUGGGUUAGGCCCUGUGGGGCUCAGGGUGUAGAGAAAACACUUGUGGGGCGUUUGCUGUGAGUUUUGAGUGUUAGCUAUCUACUUCCAAGGCACUUAUAACCUGGCAGUUGUACAGAGCUAGGUACCAUGCUAGAGCGGGCUACCAUCAGCCAUGACCUCCAACCGCAUCUACCAGGGAUGGGAGAUUAUUUUAAUGCCUAGUACAGAACCACUCCAAAAGAAAGGGCUCAAAAUAUUAGUGGGGGCUUUAGCUUCUUCUGAUUCCGCCAAACUGCAAGCUCUGUCCUGUCAUGCCUUCUUUUAAUUUCUUGCCCUGGUUGUAUCAAACAGAGGGCAGAGAUUGUAUUUGACAAAGCGCUUUUGUCGCUCAUGCACAGUUGACUCCUCUUUGGCAAGAAAAACAGGUAAUGGCACACACACCAACAAAAAAAAUAUCAAAAAGGAGACUGGUCUCUUUGGAAGGAAAUCUGUGAGGAAGCAGCGAUUGUUAUCUAUGUGCAUGUUAGAAAUGGCUUGGGCAGGUUGGAAGAAGAAGGUCUAGAAGACUUGUACAUACUGCCCUGUUGAAAAGUCCAGGUAUGAUGAGCAGAGGAAGAGGAGUCUUAAUGUCACACACUUAACAUUGGCCUUCCAGGCAAGGGACUCUCAACGUUUCUGGAGAGGACCCAAAUUUUUUAACUUCGCCUCUAAAUCGAGUUAACAGCUGGGAGGCAGUUCCUGAAACCUCCCACGGAAGCUGUAACUGUGCGUUGCUUUGACUUUCGGUAGGAUUCAACAUCCUGCGUGUCUCAGUUGCUUUGGAAAUGUUAAACAUUAUUAAUAUACUUGUUCAACACCAACCUGCUGAAAUGUGCUUGAUUAUCUUAGAAAACACUGUACAAAAACUGUUGUUUCACGUAAAAUGCUUGGCUUAGAUUUUCCUUACUGAGAUACACUGGCAGCUUGCAGAAUAUUUGAUCGCAGCUCAGAGAAAGCGGUCGGUUUGGUUUUGAUUUGACAUGAAAAUGGGAACAAGCUGGAGUAAAAAUGAACUUAUCAUAAGCUCUUUCUGCAAUGUUUAUUGGGUCGAGUCCUGAAGAGCUGACUACGUGGGGGGAUUUAUCCAAGCGGUUCGCUGGCUUCUACACCUCCGUCCCUGCAGUUUCGCGCAGGAGCAGACCUGAGUCUAUGGCCUUAAUCUGAGAUUGCAGCUCAAAGCUACCUCUUCCACGGGCCAAAUCUGACUACGUUGAGCUGAAAAGUGUAGGUCACAGCUGAUUUCAUCCUCUUUCCCCUCCUCGCGUAGUUUUGCUAUAUUUGACCCAGAAAUUUAGUUCCCUUGAGCACAAAGAAUUGCGGAUAACUCACUGCAAGACCCCAUGGUUUUGCAAAGGAAAGCAUGAUCCCGUAGAGAAGAAAAAGGUACAAACUGCCCAGUCUAUACCAGAAAAAUGGUUCUUUCCAUGCCUUUUAAUGACUACUAACCCAACAAGGUUUAGCUUUAAACCUAAUCAAGGGAAAGUGGCUUCUGCCAUUAGAAAAAACGCGUACUCCCAUCCUUUGUAUUCCCGUCUUGUCUGAACUCCCCGCUGGGGCAGAGAGGUGAGCGUUGGUGCGGCACGAUGUUAAUCUAUGCAAAUUUCCAGUAAGUGUUCUGAACUGUUUUGUUUUAACUAAAAAAAAAAUCUGUUGAACCCACGGAGGUGAAGUGCUGCCGGAAGGAUCCUGGGAAGUUCCCAUCCGAAGAGAGUCUAUCUAGUGACCUCUUCAAAUAUCAUUUUGAGGUUUCGUUUCUCUUCAAAGCGUUCUCGUCAGGGCCGUCCAUUUGGCAGCGCGUGCAAUCAGAUUUACACGGUCUAUUUGGAAAUUUCCCCCCAGACAGGACUUCCUCACUUUUCUCUUUUUUUGCAAAGCGCGCGAGACCUCGCUUCAAAAACUGAAUGGCGGAGUGGUGUGAGGAGGGUCAGCGGGACACGUGCCGUACGCGUGACGAUAGCAGGACCUUUUGCAUUUAUAGCAUCGAACGUUUAGCGAAAGGCAGCUCCCAGGUGCGCUGUUGCUGCCGGCAGCUCCUGCUGCAGGUUUGAGCCCAUCCUCUGCGUGGCUCCGUCAGUACCUGCCCUCGGGGAGGGCACGAGAGCCCUGGACCUUUCCCGUGCAACGCCGCGAGUCUCAGUCCGGUACCUACCUGGUGGUGACGUUUGGUGGCUGCUUUAAACAACGCUGUAUCUGCUUGAGCUCCGUCCGGUUGUUGACAUUACAGCUCAACGAGUCCUUCUGCUCUCAGUCUGGAUUCGUUUCGUAGGAAAACAGAAAUCGCUAACCCAAAAUUUCAUGAUGCUGUGUCCUGGCUGUGUGAUCAAGAGCCCUUCCCCAGCCGUGCCACCUGAUAGUCCCGCACAUAUUGUAUUUAUGGCAGAUAUUUUUUUAAAGCGCACCUUUUUUUUUUUUUUUUUUUCCUCGGAAAUACAAAACGUUGAUGUGCUUUAUUUUCUGUGGCCUGUUGCGCAAUGGGGAAAAAAAAAAUGAAUGUUAAAAAUGUGUCAGCGUCUCCUUUGUAAUAUUUUCUGUGACAAAGGGAAGGAAGAGGGUGUGAAAUCCUUUUGUGUAGCAAUGGGAAACUCUCUUUCAAUGUAACGUGCUAUUAUUGAUACUGUAUUUACUGAACAAACUGUCAUGAAAUGGUUACUUCCCAUUAUAGCCUUUGUACUGUAUGGUAUUUUAUUUUAUUUUAUUUUGACAUUUAUGGAUCCUAAGAAAUAAAUAUCCGAAUUUAA